GUUACGCCCAGAAUAACCCAGACCACCGGGCGUGCCAGAGAUGCUCUUCACCACUGCGUGUAAUAACCAACUACGGUUCACAAUACAGAGGACCGCGAGGACGAGCUCAACCCCUCUUCCGCUAGCAGGAUACGCAUUCCGGGUGACUGAUGCAAAUGCGCAAUCGAGUCAUGGUUUGUCCUUCCAUCAGCUGUCCUAAAUGAAACUCGGGUGCUUUGCAAGGAUGCUGCAUCUUUUUAAUUAAUCCUAACUCUUAUGUUUGUUUUGGAUGGGAAUUGUCGAUAUAUUUUCAAUGAACGAUAUGAUUGUGAUGUGUAGCGGUUUUCUGAAGGAGAAGAGCAUCCUCACCGACUCCGGUCAGCGGGAUAAGGCGUGUAACGGACCUGAGCAUCUUUUCUCUCAAAUGGACUGUAAAGCAGGGCCCACUCCUGUUGCAUGAUCCUGUGUUUACAUAUGAUGUAAUUGUUCAAAGGCAUGAAUUUGAUAUUUUUAUAAGGAUCGACGCUGCCAGUCCCUUGAGUAGUCUCGUUUGAUCAACUCAACACGUCAUAAAAGCUCUUGGUAUGGCUGCAAAGUCCUUAGAGCCAGGGUCAGUGUCCAUUCCAAUGGAGGAGACCAAGCGUGCGGGAGGAACCCCACAAGAUGCUGCCUUGCUGACUCACUUAAAGAAGGUGGAGAACCAUAUCACAGAGGCACAGCGAUUUUCUCACCUGCCUCAACGUUCAGCAGUGGACUUGGAGUUUACAGAGCUUUCCUACACCAUCCGUGAAGGCCCCUGCUGGAGGAGGAGAGGAUAUAAGGCCCUUCUGAAGUGUCUGUCCGGAAAGUUCUGCAGUCGGGAGCUUAUCGGAAUCAUGGGUCCCUCAGGGGCUGGAAAGUCCACUCUCAUGAACAUUCUUGCUGGCUACAGACAGACAGGCAUGAAAGGUCAGAUCCUGGUAAACGGGCGACCCCGUGACCUCCGCACUUUCAGGAAAAUGUCGUGUUACAUCAUGCAGGAUGACAUGCUACUGCCAAACCUCACAACACGAGAGGCUAUGAUGGUCUCAGCUAACCUCAAACUUAAUGAAAAUAUGGAAAUGAAAAAAGAACUGGUAAAUGAGAUUCUCACCGCAUUAGGACUGCAGGAGUGUGCCCAAACUCGUACUGUCUCUCUAUCAGGUGGCCAGUGUAAGCGGUUGGCUAUCGCUUUGGAGCUGGUCAACAACCCUCCUGUCAUGUUCUUUGAUGAACCAACCAGUGGUCUAGACAGUGCAUCCUGUUUCCAAGUGGUGUCCUUGAUGAGAUCUCUGGCUCAGGGAGGAAGAACCAUCAUCUGUACCAUCCACCAGCCCAGUGCUAAACUCUUUGAAAUGUUUGACAAGCUUUAUAUCCUGAGUCAAGGUCAGUGCAUAUAUAAGGGGACAGUACCUAACCUUAUCCCCUACUUGAAGAACCUUGGACUCCACUGCCCCACGUACCACAAUCCUGCAGACUUUAUAAUUGAGGUCGCCUCUGGGGAGUAUGGUGAUCUGAACCAUGUACUCUUCGAGGCUGUCCAGGGAGGACUGUGCUCAGAUGAAGUCAAAAAGAACUCCAUUGACAAGAAUGACCCCACAACAUCCUGUCCCUCCCCGUGUCAUUAUGUGAGUGAUGGACACACACCCUCACACACAAAAUCUGCCUUUCAUCAGUUUCACUGUAUCUUAUCCACCCACCUCUUGUGUUAUUGUGUUUUCAUACAGGAUUCAGGCCAUAUUGAGAAACAUACCUUUGCCACCAGUACCCUCACACAGUUCUGCAUUCUUUUCAAGCGAACCUUCAUCACUAUAUGCAGGGACAUGGUAUUAACUCACUUGAGGGUGAUGUCACACCUGUGUAUUGGUGUGCUGAUUGGUCUGCUGUACCUGAACAUUGGAAAUGAUGCCAGCAAAGUGUUCAACAACACUGGCUUCCUCUUCUUCUCCAUGCUGUUUCUCAUGUUUGCUGCACUCAUGCCUACCGUCCUGACAUUUCCACUGGAGAUGCCCGUGCUCAUAAGGGAACAUCUUAAUUACUGGUACAGUCUGAAGGCAUAUUACCUUGCUAAGACCAUGGCUGACAUUCCAUUCCAGAUAAUUUGUCCAAUAAUGUACUGCAGUAUAGUAUACUGGAUGACAGAGCAGCCUCCAGAGGCAGGUAGAUAUCUGCUGUUUAUGGCACUGUCCACCUCCACUGCCCUAGUGGCUCAGUCUCUGGGGCUUCUUAUUGGAGCUGCAUCCACCUCACUGCAGGUUGCCACAUUUGUAGGUCCAGUCUCUGCUAUCCCAGUCCUUCUGUUCUCUGGCUUUUUUGUCAACUUUGACACCAUUCCUAAAUACCUUCAGUGGAGCUCCUAUGUGUCAUAUGUCAGGUAUGGCUUUGAGGGGGUGAUCCUCUCCAUUUAUGGCAUGAACCGCUCAGAGCUGGAGUGUCCCAGUGUGGUGUGUAAGUUCCAGAAGCCGGAGGAGGUCUUGCAGCUGCUGGAUGUGGAGGAUGCGAAGCUCUAUGUGGACUUCAUGGUGUUGGGGGUCUUCUUCUUAAUUCUGAGACUCUCCACUUACUUAGUUCUGCGCUAUAAAGUCAAGUCAGAGCGUUAGAGCUAGCGCUCCUCAUUAGGCAUACAUAUAAUUUAACAUACACAUAGACUGCACACUUUCAUGUUUGUUUUUCCAUCAUGGUGGGGAUGUUCCAUUGACUUCUAUUGUUUUUCUAUACCCUUAUAAACCCAACCCUAACAGAAACCAUUUUUAGAUAUUACAUUUUAAUUUAAAUUAUUUAAUUAAAACAUUAGUAUGUUUAUUAAAUCUAGGUGAUUUCAAGUUUUACCAUCUCUGGUGUCCCCACAAUGUUGGCAAAAUAAGACCCGCACACACAUACACAGAUAUAAAUGCACAUAGCGACUGCACACAUGCAAAGAACACAGAAAACGGUGCACACUGGUCCAUAUAACGCUUUACAGUUAAUUUUCAGACCAUACCAAUCCAAAUGCAAAAUUUGAAAAACUGUUUGAAACUUUCAUUUUUCAUUUUUUCCAGUUACUUCAAGAAUGAAUAAAUGUCCUUUUCUUCAAUUUUAUUACUUCUAAAUUGCGACUUUAGAAAAUAUUUUUUGAAUAAUUGACAUCACCAAUUUUCAAUUUUUCAAUUUUUUUUUGUCUUGCAAUUUGCACUGUGGGCUGUACCAUUAGCGCAGAGGUGUGGGUUCACAACAAUUAUUCCAAAAUUCAUUUCUGAAGUCACAAUUAAGAAAAAGUAAAAUGGAAGAAAAUGAGAGAAAAGAUAAAUUAUCCAUUCUUAAAGUAACUGGAAAAAAAUGAAAGUUUCAAACCGUUUUUUUAUUUUUGCAUUUGGAUUGGUAAGGUCUGAAAAAAUUUACUGUAAAGCGUUACACAAACCCACAUUGAUUCCGGGGCCAUUAUUUGGCAGUGCAACAUUAUCCUUAGUUUUUGUUACUUGACUUUUUAAUUCUCAAAUAAGUAGAUAAUAGUUCAUUAAGACUUUGUUGGUCUUGAUUUUUUACUGUAAUUUUUGAAUGUAUAAUUCCAUGCAGUUAAACGUUGUAAAUGCAUUGUACCCUGAUGUGACUUUGAACUUUGAAGCAUGAGUCUCUGUCGACAGGACUGGAUGUAAUAAUAAUGACAAUCCCAUGACAGCCCACUCUAGCAUGUGGAUCGGCAAUGAGCCAUCAUGUAAUUCUCUUUAUACCAGAUUGAGAGAUAGUCAUAUUGUCUUCUUGUUAAUGACUUUCAUUCAGACCGAGGCUAAAGAACCAUAUUUAUUUUGGAAGAGAGUGCACUGCUUGCUUGGGGGCACCUUAGGACAUGCAAGAACACAGAACCGUGCAGAAAUGUCCAACCAUUUCAACCAAGUUCAAAUCCAUUGUAUCUUUCAAUUUGCCAGUCUUCCCACCAAUACUCUGAGUUUCUGCAGGAGUUUUUAUAAUAAUAUGCUACCAUUCCUGUGAUGACCUGCUCAAAGAACACUUUGAAGAACAUUUUACAGUCUCAAGGCAAUUCUCGAGACUCCACGUCAGCCUAAAGCUAACCAUUUGUGGAAUGUUGCAGCAAGUGCCCUUGAUGUGAACUGCCUGUAAUUUUUACUGAGGGGGGAACUUAAACAUCUUGCUUGACAAACAUUUUGGCUGCCAGUAUCUAAUCCGUCUGUCCUCUUACCUUGAAUUUUCUGACAACUGCCACUGUGGUCGCUUAAGAGAGCAGUUUGUGUUGGGCUUUCUCAGCUGUAUCAGGAGGGAUCAUACUUUGAACUUGUACAGUAAACUAGCUCCCUACAGUGACUGAAAAGGCGAGGACUUCAAUGUGAAUUGGUGCUGAUCACAAAGCACCAUUGACCUAAUUACAUUUACCCAGGAAUGAAACAUAUCAAAUGAAAAUAAUCUGCAAUCCUAAUGUCUGAUAUUAAGACUGUCCUAUAACAGCUGAAGCUGGUUAUAUACUUACGUGAACAUAAAUACUGUCAAAAUAAGACUUGCAAGCCUACUUUCUGCUUUUUUGGGUCUGUUCCCUGUACACUUCAACUGCACUUCUGAAGAUUUCAGGACUCAACAUUUGCAGUUAGCUGCUCAGUCGAAUGAGUGAUGCACCUGGCCUGAGAUGUGUGUCCUGAUAAACAUGGAAUGCUGGAUGAACAGUAUAUGCAUCUUCAGUUGUGUGGCGUACUGCUUAUAAGCAUGGAUGGAUAAAUCUAUACCUCUUGUUUGCACCUGUAUAUAUAUACACUUCUUCCUUUCCCUGCUUCUGCUCCCUAGCCAGGCUACUCAAUACUGCAAUGCAAUGCAAACAUCUUCACAACUGACUUAAUGUUUUUGAGUCCUGCUAUGUGUUAUGUCUCCUUAUAUAUUGAAGAAUACUAAUAACUUGAUUAUAUACACGAGGAAAGUAUAUGUGUCAUGCUUUAUGUGAAAUUGUAAAUACACGUAUGCACUUUUGUUGAUGUUGUUUUAUUGGAACUUUUUGGAUAUUUAUUUGAAAUUAAUUUUAUUUUUUAUAUCCGUAAAGAUGACAUGCACUGCUGGAAAAGGGAGUAUUAUGAAAAAGAAAAAUGCAUGAUGAAUUUGGAAUCAAAAAACAAGAUGCUGCAAGGAGUUUAUGUUGCACAUGUGUUGUAAUCCAAAAGGACUCCUAACUGAAUUGAAAUAAUCUGCAGAGGGUUAAUUUUUUGGGACAUCUUUGUUUUAGAAACGUUAUCAUUGGGCUCCAAGUUGACUCCACUAUAACUCCAUUUGAGUAAUAAAAAGUGAUUUUGAGAUUUUGAGAGAGUAGGUUUGCCCUCAGAACAGAGCGUUCUCAUUACAGUCAGUGGAACUUAGAGAGACUCUUACUCAUGGUACUGCAAGGUAUGAUUGCUCUUUUUUUUAGAACAAUCUGUCCACUGUAACAUUGCACACAGCUUUAAAUAAGAUCUUUUGAUCAUCCUGCAAUCAAGGAAUCACUGCUUUAAAAUCAGCUUUUCUUUAUUGCCAUAUGGUAUACCCAAGGAAACCUAGGUCAGCUAAGAUCCUAGGUGGGCACCCUUGGCCGUAGAUGCUUUUAGAGCACAGAAUCCAUUUUCAAAAGUGCUGCUUCAGAAAUGGGGCCAAUGAAAUGUGGAUAAACUAUUAGCCACACAAAAAUUCUGUACUCAAUAUUGUGUGAUACUAACCAAUCUGCAGCCUGUUAUGUUAGCGUGUUUUGUGUACUAUUUCCUUUGGAGUCAUUGGACAGGGUUAGAAAUGUUCACCAUCAAGAUUUUUUCCUGUAAUGGAACACAAAUGUGACAGAAUGUGCAGAUAAAAUCUCUAGUGUAGAGAGUUGGGUAAUACCUGUUUCUAAUAGCAAUAGUAUUGUUCUGUGCCUUGUGAAUGAUAUCUAAUCCUUGAAUAUUCUAUAUAUUUCCAGUGGUUGUCUGUUAAUUCUCCAUUGUAACAAUCAUUUUGGGUGUCUGCGCCAUUAAUGUGUGUUUUUAUGGGUUGCUGUACUGGAGGGUUGAGAUCAUAAGGAUGAGAUUAUAUUUCACACACUCAUAUUUAGCAGUCAUAUUUUAUUAACAAGUAUUCCAGCAAUUUCUCUCUACAUAAAGUCACAUUCUUUGUUACACAGUGUGCAUGCCUUAAUGAACACAAAGCCUUCAACAUCACCUCUCUCAGAUUAAAAAAAAAGCAGCUAAAGUGCAAAUGGAUUUUUAAAUAUUGAAAAAGAUUUUUGCUUUAUUGCAGAUUUAUUACAAUUAGCUUCCCAGUUUUUCUGCAUAAAAAUGUUUGUCUCAUCAGAAAUGCAAGUUAUGUGUACUAAACCAUGUUCAAAUGAUUAUAAUAAAUACAUUUAUAUACUAUUA
Myxocyprinus asiaticus (Chinese sucker) is the source of this 6329-nucleotide messenger RNA. Its product is annotated as ATP-binding cassette sub-family G member 4-like. The transcript is spliced from 14 exons. The coding region runs from base 564 to 2597 and encodes 677 amino acids. Gene Ontology annotation, cellular component: plasma membrane. Gene Ontology annotation, molecular function: ABC-type transporter activity; ATP binding; ATP hydrolysis activity. The record is from RefSeq and is a predicted model, not a curated record. NCBI's taxonomy places the organism in Eukaryota, Metazoa, Chordata, Actinopteri, Cypriniformes, Catostomidae.